UAACAACAACAGUACAGCUUUCUGCGCCUUGUAAUUGUGUUAAUUUAACUAAAGUCUAAAUUCGUCGCUACAAAAAACAUGGUUUGGUGUGACAUUUGACUUUCAACACGUCUAUGAGAAAGCGACAGUUUCUUCACCCAGUUAACGUUAGCGUUCGAAGUAACGUUAAGCAUUUGGCUAAAAUAGAGAGCGCGACGGACAUAGCUAGCUAGCUAGCUAGCUACGGGGAUUUUCCAGCAAGGCCUGAAACGGUAACCAAAAGCGACAGCCAAGUAACCUCUCCGACAAAAGGAAGGCAACACUAAAUUACUGAUUUAACUCUCAUAGAAGAGCGUGUGUCCUUAAAAUGAGAGGUUCUUACGGAGACAAAGAUCGAGACCGUGGCCGUGACAGAGGGAGCCCUCGUUUCGGCUCCAGCAGAGGCGGCCCACCACCGGGUAGAAAGUUCGGGAACCCCGGGGACCGUUUGCGAAAGAAGAGAUGGGACCUGGACGAGCUUCCGAAAUUUGAAAAGAACUUUUAUACUGAACAUCCGGAAAUACAGCGAAUGACCCAGUAUGAUGUUGAGGAGUAUUGCAGGAAGAAAGAAAUCACUGUUCGAGGUUCAGGUUGCCCGAAGCCUGUCACUACCUUCCAUCAGGCACAGUUUCCCCAAUAUGUAUUGGAUGUACUGAUGCAGCAGAAUUUCAAGGAGCCCACAGCCAUUCAGGCACAAGGUUUCCCUCUGGCCCUCAGCGGGAGAGACAUGGUGGGCAUUGCUCAGACUGGCUCUGGGAAGACCUUAUCGUACCUCCUGCCUGCCAUUGUGCACAUCAAUCAUCAGCCCUACUUGGAGCGUGGAGAUGGACCCAUUUGCUUGGUUCUGGCCCCCACUAGAGAACUGGCGCAGCAGGUCCAGCAGGUGGCGUACGACUAUGGAAAGUCAUCCCGCAUCAAAAGCACUUGUGUGUAUGGGGGUGCUCCCAAGGGACCUCAAAUCAGAGACCUGGAGAGAGGUGUUGAGAUCUGCAUUGCCACUCCAGGUCGUCUGAUUGACUUCCUUGAGGCUGGAAAGACCAACCUGCGACGCUGUACAUACUUGGUUCUGGAUGAAGCAGACCGCAUGCUGGAUAUGGGUUUUGAACCCCAGAUUCGCAAGAUUGUGGACCAGAUCAGGCCCGACAGACAGACCCUGAUGUGGAGUGCCACCUGGCCUAAAGAGGUUCGCCAGCUGGCAGAAGACUUUCUGAAAGACUAUGUCCAAAUUAAUGUUGGAGCGCUGGAACUCAGCGCCAACCACAACAUCCUUCAGAUAGUUGAUGUCUGUAUGGAUAGCGAGAAGGACCAAAAGUUGCUCCAGCUGAUGGAGGAGAUCAUGGCUGAGAAAGAAAACAAGACCAUCAUCUUCGUGGAGACCAAGAAACGAUGUGACGAUCUCACACGCAGGAUGAGACGUGAUGGAUGGCCAGCGAUGUGUAUUCAUGGUGACAAGAGCCAGCCAGAGAGAGACUGGGUGUUAACAGAGUUCCGUAGCGGCAAGGCUCCCAUCCUCAUCGCUACUGACGUGGCUUCACGUGGUUUGGAUGUGGAGGAUGUCAAGUUUGUCAUCAAUUAUGACUAUCCCAACUCAUCGGAGGACUAUAUCCAUCGCAUUGGUCGUACAGCCCGCAGCACCAACAAAGGCACCGCCUACACCUUCUUCACUCCGGGGAACCUCCGCCAGGCCCGCGAGCUGAUCCGGGUGCUGGAGGAGGCCCGCCAGGCCAUCAAUCCCAAACUGCUGCAGCUAGUUGAUACUGGACGGGGAGGAGGCGGAGGGGGUGGCCGGCUUCGUUUUCGUGGCAGCUCCAAUUCUAACAAUCCCAACCUGAUGUUCCAGGACACGUGUGACCGGCGAAUGCGUUCUGUGGGUGGAGGCGGUAGCAGCGCCAAAGACAGCCGCGGCAGCAGCAGCUAUGGCCGAGAUAGCCGUAGAGGAAGCAGCCGGGAACGCUCCUCCUCAUCUUCCUCUUCUCACAGGGAUCGCAGCAGCAGGGACGGAGGACGCAGCUAUAGCUCCAGCUCAUACGACCAGUAUCAGAAUAAUAACAGCAGCAGCAGCAGCAGCAGUCAGUACAGCAGCUCUAGGGGCAGCUCUGGGUCGGGGGGUGGUGGAGUAGGGCAGGCUCCACCUUCUUCAGCCGCCCCCCAGCCUCUAAUGGCCAAGCAGUUCAACCCUCCCCAGCCCAUGAUGGGCCUGAUGGGGCACUCGCCAUUCCAGUUUGCGCCUCCACAGCCACCCCCUCCAUCAAGCAGAAAGUAAUGUGCUCUGUGCAUCAGUCACUCACUCAUAAUAUGGGAC
Messenger RNA from Etheostoma spectabile (orangethroat darter), 2320 nucleotides. Its product is annotated as probable ATP-dependent RNA helicase DDX17. Gene Ontology annotation, molecular function: nucleic acid binding; RNA helicase activity; ATP binding. The record is from RefSeq and is a predicted model, not a curated record. The coding region runs from base 347 to 2281 and encodes 644 amino acids. The transcript is spliced from 15 exons. Lineage: Eukaryota; Metazoa; Chordata; Actinopteri; Perciformes; Percidae.